UGGCAUUAUGUGCAAAGCACGAAUGUUAGUGUAGCGGAACAGAGGGGCUCUCAGCCGCAACACGAAAAGCCCGGACCGAGACUGCAGGCUUUUCCACGAUGCUUCUCAGUCCAGUAUCAGCUUCGUCAUCGUGCUCGGGCGUUGCACCCGCGAACAUCCCGCCCCUGUUGUCCGUCCUCAAGGUGCUCCCUGCGGACUGCGUGCGGGCGAAUCUGGUGUCGUCAUGGGGAAGGCUCAACGACGCGGAUAGCAGCGGCGCGCAUGCACCCAUAGAGCCCCACCAGUGGCUACCCGGCGCCUGGACGCCAUCACUGUUCGGGCUUAGCCGAGAAUGGCGCGUCUACGCGCGCUGCGUGCUCACGCACACGCUCACAGUGGACCUGGCCAUUGCAGUAUCACUACAACGGCCCGAGAUGCGCAGCAGCAGCAGCGGCGGCCCCGGCUCGGAGCCGGACGCCGGCUCCCUAGAGUAUUUCCUGUCCGGCUUCCCCUCGCUGCAGCACCUCACCAUCCUCGCCGGAAACGGCGGCGCACCCGUUGACGAGAACGCGCGCCCGCCCGGCGAGGCCAACCCCAACACGGCAUCUCUGGCCAUGGCGGAGCCCUUCGGUGUGGCGCUGGCAGCCCAGCAGUUGCUCGGGCUGGACCGGCCGCGCGGCGCCACGCCGGUGCCAGAACUGCUGGCAGGCGGUGCCAGGGCAGGAGGCGGCGGCACUGGCGCCUAUGGGAACGGCUCGCAGGCGUCGCCGUCGGGCCACCCGCGCCUGACGUCGUUGGAGCUGCGUAUGCACCCCGCGGUGUGGCGCGUGCUGUCCGGCAGCGAGCCCGACCAGUUCCUGCACCGCCUCACCGCUGUGUACCCAACCGUGGAGUCAUUGACGCUGCACGUGGCGGCGCCCAUGCCGCCGCCGGCGUCGCCGAUGGCGGCUGCGGCUGCGGCAGCGGCGGCAGGGCCGCUGCCGCCCUGUGCGCGCGUCAGCGUGGCGGCGCUGUCGGCGCUACCGGCGCUGACCAGCCUGCGUUUGGCGGGCCCUAUACUGGUGGAGGGACUGGCGGAGCUGACGCAACUGCAGUCGCUGAGCCUGGAAGGUGUGAGCCCGGGCAGCGUGCAGGGCAGCCUGGGUGUGCUCACCGGCCUCACCUGCCUGCGCUUCGCGGAGACGCACCACCGGCCCAUGGCGCAGGACGCCAGCGCCAUUCCGCCCACCCGCAACAAGGGCGUCACGGCCGCCGCCAUGCUGCACAUGCAGAUGCACGUGCCGCGCGCGGUGCCCAACCAGGCGCCCACGCUGCGCGCGCUGCACCUGCCUGACGUCACCGUGGGGCCCAUGGAGUGGCCGGCUCUUCUGCGGCUGUGCCCGCUGCUGCAGGAGCUGGAGGUGGCGUCGGCGCUUCCGCCGCGCAAAGAGCUGGUGCCGCAAGCGCUGCCGGAGGGGCACCGGCCGCCGCGGCCGUCCGCGGCGGCGGCACAGGCCGCAGCCGCAGCGGCGAUGGCCUCUGGCGCGUCUGGCAGCGUGCCGGACUGGUUCGUGCGCGCGACGGCAGGAGACGAGGCGGUGCUCAGCCACGGCACGAAUAGCGGCUCGUCAGCUCGCAACGUCCGAAACGGGGACGGCUCAUUGGACAGCGGCCCGAAGAACGGGGCCGACGAGGUCCGCGGGCAGCACGGCGGUGCGGCGGCGGGCGGCGGCUGCCCCUUUGCGACUGCGUUUGGCGGCAGCGGCGGAUCCGGCGGCGGCACAGCGGCGGCGGGCAAGGCCGCCGGGCCGCCGGGCAAGAGCGCGGUUGCGGGUCUGCUGACGCUGCGAGGGGUGAACCGGCUGGUGAUGUGGCACUACAUGGGGCCGCACGACAUGAUGCUGCUGCUGCAGCACAUGCCCGACGUGCAGGAGCUCCACGCCCCGCUGAUGAUGGAGGACCCACCGCACGUGCCCGCCGCCAUGCUGCGCCCCGCCGCGGUGGCCAUGCUGCGCCCGCUCAUCGACACCAUACGCCACAUGCGCUCCGUGCGCCUGGACGUGAGCUGCGACCCCGCCGCCGUGACCGGGCAGCUGGCGGUCGUGUUCCUCAUGGAGUCGGGGCUGGCGGAGAUCCGUGGCAUGCACCGGCUGGCGCUGAACGUGUGGGUGGCGGCCGAGGCGCAGCUGGGCGCGCUGGUGGUGCUGGCGCAGCUGCGUAGCCUGGACCUGACGCUGGGCAAGCAGGAGCAGGAGAGCGAGCUGUCGGUGCUGACGCGGCUCACGCGCCUGUCGUACCUGUCGCUGCGCAUCACGCCCGGCGUCUGGAACGAGAUCCAGGGCCGCACUGGCCGCGUCAGCGCCGGCGCCGCGCUGCGCCUCGCCAUGUCCUUCGCCGCUGGCCAGACGCUGCUGCUGGUUGCGGACGUGCACCGCGAGAUCUGCGAGGAUGAGGCUAUCAGCCUGGUCAAGAGCGUGGAGAUGACGGCCGGCGAGCCCGGAGCCGCCUGGGCGGUGUCGGCCUGGGUGGAGGAGACGGCAGAGUGCAUCGGCAUCGGCUUCGGACCCGGCGGCGGCGGGUCAGCGACCAUGGGCGGCGGCGGCGGGGGAGGCGGCGGCGGUGGCGGAGACGGUGUCGUGCUGCGUGUGGUGUGGACGCCGGAGCUGGUGCGGCGGCUGCUGGGGGUGGUGGCGACGGUGGAGGGCGGGCAGUGUGGUGGCUUGGCGGUGUCGUUUAUGAGUCUGGAGGAGGAGCGCCUGGGCCGCGUGCUGGGCAGCUAAAGGGCUACCUGCAGCGAGUGCCGGGGCUGCAGCUGUAGAGCAGCGGCGGGCGCGAAAGGUCAUGCCGCGGCUGGGUGUUGCGUGUUCCGAGCCAGCGAUGCGGGGCCACUGGGCGCCGUCGUGUGCGGCAGCUUGAUGCAGUGGUACCUGAGACGGUUAAAGGUGGGAGCGGCCGCUUUGGGUCCCGGGCCCGUGCGCCCGAGUACGGCGCCAAGGAGCAAGAUUGGCGCAACAGGGUGGUGCGUUGUCAGGUUGGUGCGAUGAGGGCUUCUGGCCUGAGCAAGCGCAUGGCAUCUGCAUCUACACAAAAUGGGUGUGUGCCGAGCGCUAGUGGCUCCUGCGCUGGGGUGAAAAAGUUGUCGAUCACUUGAUUGCAAACUUGCACCGCCGGUGUUCGGCCCAUAUGCUCUUCGAGUCCUGGAGAAGCGGAACAGGAGAGGCCGGCCCGGUCUGCAUGCAGGUUCUGAGUUUGAGUAGACUGACUGCAUCACGGUUUGCUGAGGAGUAUGGCAGCAUCGGCUGCGCAGUACAACGGCACGCCUGGCCAUGCAGGGCAUCCGCGCAUGGAGUGGGGGAACGCCGCUGUCUUGCUUUUACGCCCGGCACCGAUGGCUGCGGGUUGCCAGGACUCCGGUGUUGGUGUGGUUGGCGAUUUGCAUACGUACCAUAACAUUCAAUCGCAUGUCGAUGGCAGAUUAACGUCAUUAGUUAAGCGGGACCGGCCUUUUCAUCUUUAAACCGGGCCAGGCGCCGCGCCCCACCCGCACGGAGCGGCCACCAUCCAGUGACGGGGCCGCCUUCGCCCUAUGAGUUUGGGCACUUGGUGUCGGUGGCUGUGAGUAUGGGGGCUAUCGGCCGCCGAAGCGGCGGCCUCCCCUCGUCGACGGAAUGUUGCUUUUAGCACCUGUCAGAAUGGCUGGCGGUGGGUGUGUGAUGGGACAGGGUUCAGGCAGGUUGGCGAGGUCCCACUGUCAGAAUGGCUGGCGGUGGGUGGCGGUGCACGGUGGCAGUGGGUGAGGCAGGUUUCGUGGGCGCGAUGUCCCAAACGGUUGUAGUCGAUUGACCGUCAGCACCCUGACCAUUAGUUUGCGCACGGUUUGGCCCCAACAACGAUUGUCACGUAUGCAACAACAGGCAACAAAGGCAAGGUGUUGACGUACGACGGAUGGAUGUUGACACGGGUAGGAAAGGGGGUUACGGCGGUAAUCAUGGAUGGCGACACACGGCGGUAUUCUGUGGGCAGGGGCAGUUGUGAAGUUUGCACAUGUGAAUAUGCGUGGUUUCUCAAUCGAGUGGCCCGCCGCGGCGCCGCCACGGGUAACGUGGGCUGAGAGCGGGAACCUUAACAAGGUAUCGUGUGCCCCUAAUAAACGCGUGCGUUUUGCUAUUGAUUAAUUUGCGUGUUUGUGCGCGGUUGGCGAGGGCUGAGCGCGAGGUUGUCAUUGUGCGCAUAAGGGGGCGUAGUUGGCGUACAUUGCAUUUGUAACAAGAGGGACCACAAGCCAGUGACGUGGAACGUCCAUACUCCCGUAGUGUGCCGCGUAUUCUGCAUCCAAACAGGCAAACACGCCUCACCCAGCCCGGCCGGCACCCACCGUCCCCGGCCGCGGUCCCUGUGCAAGGGGGCAUUUCAGGGCUCAGGUAAGGGCAGGUCAUGGGCGCGCGUCGUACGCAGUCAAGCAAGCUAUGGUGCCAUGGGUGGCUAAAAGUAACAGCGCAUAGUGCUGGCGUGGGCGCGAGCGCGGAGUUCUCCUUACGACCAACGCAAUGAGACGGCUUGCGCCAGGCUGCAGCCACUGCAGCGCGUCGCAUGCAUGGGUGUCACGGUAUCCCCCGUGCUGAUAGGUCCCCUGCAUCCCCUGACGGAAUUCGUGAUGCCAUAUCGUGACAAGGGGCGGCUGUGCGGAGCGUGGGGUUGUGUUGGACAGCUUCGCACACGCCGCCGUCCGAAAUUCAAGUCUGUCGACGAAGGGGGGCCGCUUCGGCUCCAGACACCCCGCCGAGUCAAGCAGGGGUUCCACGGCAUGCUAGCGAGCGGGCGCGAGGCGUUGCUGUUGACCCGUGUUGGGCGUGUGGGGUUGACAUGCAGGAUGGGGACCGGCGUCACUGGUUUUGCUCUGAGUGCCUUCUCUCGUGAGGAGUUGUGGUUGGUGCGCCCGCCUGCGGGGCUUGCGCCACCUGUGUGGGAUGUGGUGUGUCUCGCUGCUAUGUCUGCCCUGGACUUUGGUCGGCAGCGUCCGGUUAUGGCCGGGCUGGCGGCGCGAGCGAAGCUGCCGUCGGCCCGGGUGCUGAGCGUUGGACUUGCCGUUGUAGCUGACUUCUGGGGUCGUCUCCAGACGUUUGUGACUUUGGGUAUCAGGCCAAAGGGUUGGGACACUGUGCCGUCUGCGCAUCCUUUCAUCUCUCGGGCUGUUGGUGAAGGCAUGGUAUUGCGCUUGCCGUAUGACGCUGAUUCCCCGCCUCCCUCGCCGUGAGAGGUUGUGGGUGGUUGCGGGCUUGGUGUGUGGGCAGGACGCACGUGUGGGCGACCGUUCUAGUGCCUGGACGCUUGCGCCCUGGUUAGUGCGUGCGCUGUGCGUGUGUGCUGCGGCCUGGACGAUUCCCUGCACUCCGGUGCCUAGGCUUGUGUGGCGUUGAGGCACAGCGGUGGGGCUCUGGCGGGUUGAGGCUUGGCUAGGACUCACUGUGCGCGGAGUCACACGGACUUUAACCGCGGGAGGGUUUGCAGCAAAGUCGGGGUUGGUGGAGUCAAGUUGGGCCCUGAUAGCAUGUGAUGGCUCGGCGUCUUGGGGUGCUGGGACUGUCCCCUCUGUAAAAUCCGCAUUCA
This is a messenger RNA of Chlamydomonas reinhardtii, 5565 nucleotides long. RefSeq lists its product as uncharacterized. The coding region runs from base 99 to 2738 and encodes 879 amino acids. The transcript is spliced from 5 exons. The record is from RefSeq and is a predicted model, not a curated record. Lineage: Eukaryota; Viridiplantae; Chlorophyta; Chlorophyceae; Chlamydomonadales; Chlamydomonadaceae.